AAUAAUUACCGUAACCUAGGAAGGAUGAGAAAUCAAAACAGUAAAAUGUCGCCGCGGACCAUAGCUAUUGCUUGCCUGCAACUGCAACUGAUGAAAAACUACUUGACCUGCGUUUCUAUUUGGAGAUUCUAAAGCUCAGCGCAAUUAGAUCGUUUGUUGCUCGUGGUGGCUGCAAUUUUCACUUGCGUUUUUCCUGGUCAGGGGCAUGAUAAAAUUCAUACCAAUAACGAUUAGUGGUAUUCAUCUCAUCUCAUCGAUGCAAAAUGUUUCGCUGGGUAAAAUUUCCCUCAACUCAUAUAAUCUCUUUCCUUCAAAAUGAUCCAUCUCUGAUAGUGAGAGUUAUCUCAAGCAAUGCAAAUGAGUCCCAUGUAGUGUCUUAUCUUGUUAACAAUUGUGGGUUAUCACCAAAAUCUGCUCUUUCAGCUUCUAAAUAUGUCUCUUUUAAAACCCCAAAAAAGCCAGACUCCGUUCUUGCCUUUUUCGAGGCACAUGGGUUCUCAAAGACCCAUAUCGCAACACUUAUCCGUAAACGCCCAACUGUGCUUUUGGCAGAUCCUGAGAAAACCCUUAUGCCUAAACUCCAAUUUUUGCACUCUAACGGGUUUUCAAGCUCUGACAUUGCCAAAGUUUUAUGUGUAUGCCCUGAGAUUCUGCAUACUAGCUUAGAAAAACAGAUAAUCCCUGCUUUUAACGUCAUAAAAACUUUUCUUCCAUCUCAUGAGAAAGUUGUUUGUGCUAUAAAACGGUUACCACGAAUUAUGCUUUCUCAUCUUGAAACCUAUGUCUUACCUAAUAUCAAAAUUUUGGAAGAAAGUGGAUUGCCAAAAUCAAGUAUAGCUUGGCUACUAAGAUAUCAACCAGCAACGUUUAUGACAAGCUCAAAUCGAUUUUCUGAGAUUGUAGAAGAAGUGAAGGGAAUGGGUUUGAAUCCUUUGUCAGUGAACUUUGUUGCUGCAAUCCAUGCAGUAAGGGCAAUGAGUACAUCAACAUGGAAAAGUAAAAUUGAUAUUUAUAAGAAGUGGGGUUGGUCUGAGGAAGAGAUUCUAGUGGCUUUUGGGAAGCAUCCAUGGUGUAUGAUGGGUUCUGAGAAAAAGAUUACGGCAGCCAUGGAUUUCUAUAUCAACAAAAUGGGUUGGGAUUCUUCAUAUAUUGCACAACAUCCAGUACUUAUAUCACUGGGCUUGGAUAAGAGGAUUGUGCCACGGUGUUCAGUUAUCCAGGUUCUGCUGUCAAAAGGUCUGAUGAAGCAGACUAGGUUUUCUUCACCAUUGAUAAUUUCUGAAGAAUCGUUCCUGCAUAAGUUCGUGACACCUUAUGAGGAGGAAGUUCCACAUCUGUUGAAGUUAUAUCGGGAGAAGUUGGAAAUUGCAAAAUGUAAGGAUAUGGAGAAAGGGGGCUAAGACAUUUGUUGGGGCAAUUAUGGAAAUGGUAUGCCAGCUCGCCAAUCCUUUAAUUGUUAUAAUUAUUCCUAUUUCUACAAUUUGGUCCAAUUAACGACAAUGGUUCUGAGUUUGUUCAA
This is a messenger RNA of Hevea brasiliensis (rubber tree), 1519 nucleotides long. RefSeq lists its product as uncharacterized. Gene Ontology annotation, molecular function: double-stranded DNA binding. Gene Ontology annotation, cellular component: chloroplast. Bases 264 to 1400 code for a protein of 378 amino acids. Gene Ontology annotation, biological process: regulation of DNA-templated transcription; chloroplast organization. The transcript has a single exon. The record is from RefSeq and is a predicted model, not a curated record. NCBI's taxonomy places the organism in Eukaryota, Viridiplantae, Streptophyta, Magnoliopsida, Malpighiales, Euphorbiaceae.